GUAGGACUGAUAACACGAGGAAAAACCAAGGUUAACACAAGAUGGCAGCGCCCAUGUCGAACCAACUGUCAAAAAAAUGUUUUCGAGCUUGCGCUCGAAUGAAGACACUUUGUCAUCAAAUAAGUUCGACGUUUUCACAUUCAAUAAAAAAUCAACAAUCUGAAAAACCUACACCGUUGGCAUAUUGCACCAAUUUAGUGAAGAAGUGUGAUUAUGAGAACUUCCUGUGCACUCUGCUGUAUGACAAGCAAUGCCAGGCAGCUGCAUUGGCCCUCAGGGCUUUCUACAUUGAAUUAGCUCAGGUACCUGAUGUGACAACAGAUCACAUGAGAGCGUUGUUGAGAUUUCAGUUCUGGAAAGAUUCUCUUAAUGCAACCUUUGAGGGUAAACCACCACAGGCACCUAUAUUGCUGGAACUCUCCCAACAUAUUCAGAAGAAUCGACUAUCCAAAGCAUGGUUUACCAGAAUACUGGACGAAAGGGUGAAGCAAACUGAGACAGAUAAGUUCCGAAGUUUGAAGGAUGUUGAAGAUGCAGCAGAAAAUACAGUGACCUGUCUGAACUAUUUACUUUUGCAAACUAAAGGCAUAGCAGACUUGAAUGCGGACCAUGCUGCCAGUCACCUGGGCAGAUGUCAAGGGCUGGUCACCCACCUACGAGGUGUUCGCUAUCAUGCCACCAGGGGCAAGGUCUACCUUCCUAUAGAACUGAUCAUAAAGCACAAAGUUUCACAGGAGCAGGUUCUUCGACAGAAAGAUGAUGCAAGUCUGAGGGACUUAGCUUAUGAAGUUGCCAGUCAAGCUCACAUACACCUGGAAAAGGCUCGAGGUUUUAAAAACAAGGUUCCCAGGGAUGCCUACCCUUUCUUCCUGAACUCAGUGAUCUGUGAGAAAUAUUUGAAAGACCUUCAACUUGCAAACUUCAACAUCUUCCACGAGAGUCUUUAUUUAUCACCAACAAAACAGAGAUUGGCUUGGAGAUUGCUUGUGCAAAAAUACUUAAAAAGGACUUAUUAGGUUUGGAAAUUUGUCAUAAUUAAAGUGACACUCCCUAAAAUAUAUUAUUUGUGAUGUGUGCAUUUAUUUUUGCCAGCAUUUUGUGAUUAGAGCAGUGUUUAAACUGUGCAAUCCAACAGGAUUCAGUUGAAUUCAGAAAUCUGUUGUGAGUAAACCUCUUGUUUCUUCUGCAGUCUAGGAGUCAGUUUAUCUAUUUAUUAUGUAGAUAUUCAUAGUAAAAUAACAGAGUAUUUCCACAAGGAAAUACAUACUUCUGGAUAGGAAUUUCAAAGUAUUAAAUAGUUCCUGUAAUCAAAGGCUUUGAAAGCAGGCUAGAUUGAUGUGUUAUGUAACGUAAAUAUCCAUUAUAUUCUGUGCUACAAGAGGAAAACCUGUUCCAUUUGAAGACAUGCAAUUUACCAUUGUGUGGGUCAUACAAAGUAAACAUUCUCAUUAUGUGAUUUAUUUUUCCUUUGGGAAAAUGUAAAUAUUUUGUAUAAAAUAAUUGUUUACAACAG
Molecule: messenger RNA, 1513 nt
Organism: Dreissena polymorpha
Lineage: Eukaryota; Metazoa; Mollusca; Bivalvia; Myida; Dreissenidae
Product: NADH dehydrogenase (ubiquinone) complex I, assembly factor 6-like
Exons: 10
Coding region: 42-1016 (324 amino acids)
Biological process (GO): mitochondrial respiratory chain complex I assembly; biosynthetic process
Cellular component (GO): mitochondrion
Source: RefSeq, a predicted model, not a curated record